AACCAAAAUUUGGUUUUGUUGGUUGUUUAAUUCAAGACAAAAUGCGUUUUGCGGUUACUUUGUGUUUUUUAUUUUUCUAUUUGUGUUUGUUAGACGGCACGGUGAAAUGUGAAAAUGAUCACUUUUUCCUAAAAGCUGCAAAAAGUGUUCCUCGUAUUGGAAGAAGAAGUCGAAAUCAAAAUGUCGACGACAGUUUUGAGAAGUUUUUUUUGAAAGCUUCUAAAUCUGUCCCUAGAAUUGGCCGAAGAGGACCUGUUAUGGGUAAUUUCAUUGAUGAUGAUGCGCAAAAUUAUGAUUAUUACAUCCCAAUUCAAGAUUUUAAAUAUGAAACGUAUCAUCCUGAAGAUAGUAGCAAUUCGCAAAAAGAAAUUCCUGAAUUUCGUUUACAACCAGACCGAUUUAUGUAAAAUUAAAAGAUUUAAUUGUAAUUAAUUGCACUUACGAAUUAAAAUUUUAGUCGUAAAAUAAAUCUAAUCACGAUUCAGCAUU
Onthophagus taurus is the source of this 489-nucleotide messenger RNA. The record is from RefSeq and is a predicted model, not a curated record. NCBI's taxonomy places the organism in Eukaryota, Metazoa, Arthropoda, Insecta, Coleoptera, Scarabaeidae.